AUGUGGGGCGCCGGCUACCUCGAGGGCCGCGUCACCGCCGCCAUGGUCUGGGAGAACUGGUACAACCUGCUCCAGUCCUCGUUCGGCGGGUCGGUGCCGGCCGCGCUCCAGGGCUGGUUCAAGGCCAACCUGGCCUGGAUGGACGACCAGGUGCGGCGCUACGCCGCCACGCAGCCCUACUGGCGCCACGUCGAGCUGCUCCUGCUCCAGCUGCGCGGCAUCCACCAGGGCUACCAGGAGUCGGCCUUCGUUGCCAACAGCACCGCACGCGCGCUGCCCUUCGACGCCUUCAUCCUCCUCAACAGCGACGGCGACAUGGAGGAGCUCUGCGUCGUGGCCAACUGCCCGAGCAUUCCAGGGCUGGCGCAGCGGAUCAAGAAGCCGCCGAUUCAGAACACCCACUGCUCGGCCUACGUGCGCGUCACUCCCGACCUCCAGGAGCUCUACGCCGGACACACGACGUGGGCCGACUACUACAACAUGGUGCGGGUGUUCAAGCACUACGACUUCCCGCUGCGCGCGGCGCAGACGACGGCCCGCACGACGCUCUUCUCGAGCUACCCGGCCUUCGUGUCGUCGGUGGACGACUUCUACCAGCUGUCGAGCGGGCUCGUGGUGAUCGAGACCACCAACGGCAUCACCAACGAGGCCCUCUUCAAGUACAUCAAGCCACAGUCCGUCAUGAGCUGGAUCCGCGUCUCCGUGGCGAACAGGAUGGCGGGGUCAGGCGAGGAGUGGAUCGACAUCUUCAAGCAGUACAACUCGGGGACCUACAACAACCAGUGGAUCAUCGUCAACUACGCCCGCUUCACCCCGGGCGAGCCCCUGCCCGACGGCGUACUCCACGUCGUCGAACAGAUCCCCACUCGCGUCGAAUUCGAAGACGUCACGCACUACCUCCGCCUCGGGUACUGGCCGAGCUACAACAUUCCCUAUUUCGAGAGCAUCUUCAACGAGUCGGGCUUCAUCGAACUGGAGCGCACCUACGGAGAUUGGUUCAACUACCAGAUGCACCCGCGCGCGUACAUCUUCCGCCGGGACGCGGUCAAGGUGAACGAUCUGGCGGCCGCCCGCAACCUCCUCCGCUACAACGACUGGCAGAACGACCCCGCCGCCUACGGCAACCCGGGCAACCAGAUCUCGUCGCGCUUCGACCUGGUGCCCAAGGGCGACAACCCGCCCAACCCCAACCUGGUCCGCGCUGCGUUCGGCGGUAUCGAUUCCAAGAUCACCUCCAAGGCUCUGGUGAGGCUCGGUCGUUGCCAGGCGCAGAGCGGUCCGUCGCACGACCAGCAGCCGCCCUUCGAGUGGAACGACGCCGACUGGCCCCACAUCGCCCACAUCGGUCAGCCCAAGCUGUGGAACUUUGGCUGGUUCGAGAUGCCCUCCGGCCGCCCCGUCAACUAA
Acanthamoeba castellanii str. Neff is the source of this 1407-nucleotide messenger RNA. RefSeq names its product putative phospholipase blike 2, putative. The record is from RefSeq and is a predicted model, not a curated record. Gene Ontology annotation, molecular function: glycerophospholipase activity. The transcript is spliced from 8 exons. Gene Ontology annotation, biological process: phospholipid catabolic process. NCBI's taxonomy places the organism in Eukaryota, Discosea, Longamoebia, Acanthamoebidae. Gene Ontology annotation, cellular component: extracellular region. The coding region runs from base 1 to 1407 and encodes 468 amino acids.